AUGAGGCAAUUAAGACAACACAUUCGCUUUUAUGGACUGCGACAAUCACAUCACCCAGACAAAUUCAAUUGUCUUAUUUCACAGCAAAGAAUUGAGCCGAAACUUUUAACGUUGAAUGAAUCUGGAAAAGCACAAUCUUCACCAUCUUUGAGUAAUCUCACGUACGCAUGCAAGGACAAUAUAGUCACCCGCAAUACCAACAGUACGGCAGCAUCUCAUGCUCUCUAUAACUACAAAUCUCCUUUCGAUGCAACUGUAGUGGAAUUGCUUUCGCGAGAGGGUGCUACGUGUAUUGGAAAAGCAAAUUUAGAUGAGUUUGGAAUGGGCUCAGCGAAUCGCAAUUCCUACUAUGGAGAUGUAGUCAACCCGUUUAGACCAGGUACCGUACCUGGAGGAUCACUGGGUGGCUCAGCUGCUGCAGUAUGCAUACCUAAUGCAAAGGAAAAGAGUAACAGUGAGAAGGAAGUGGGGGUAGGAGAAGAAGUUGGAGAAGCACUUUCCGAUUUUGCGUUGGGUACAGAUACUGGUGGAUCCGUACGUUUGCCCGCGGCAUAUUGUAAUGUUAUUGGGUUUAAACCUACGUAUGGGAGAAUUUCAAGGUGGGGAGUAAUUCCGUAUGCGCAAACAUUGGAUACUGUUGGUAUAUUGGCAAGAAAAGUUGAUAUUGUGCAGAGAGUUUACGAUGUAGUUAACCGUUUUGACGAGAAAGAUCCAACCUCUUUACCUGUUGAAGUGAGAAGCAAGAUUCAAUCUGUGAGUGACGGUCAAGAUGAGUCCCGAAAAUUUGUGAUUGGUGUUCCAGAACAAUUUGUAAUGCGUGAGUUGUCUGAUACUGUGCGAGAAAAAUGGAGCGAGGCAUUAGACAAAUUUGCAAGUUUGGGGCAUAAAGUCAUUAGCAUUAAUUUACGAAGCAUUUGCAAAGCUCUUCCAGCAUAUUAUACAAUAGCUACAUCCGAGGCUGCUUCUAAUUUAGCCAGAUAUGAUGGUACGAGGUAUGGGUAUACCGCAGAGACGCCUGAAAACCACGAACAGGAUCUAAUGCGUUUGAUUUUCCAAAAUAGAACCGAAUCUUUGGGUAAAGAAGUGCAACGACGGAUCAUUUUGGGGAACUAUACUUUGAGUUCAGAAUCUGCCGCAUACUAUAUGAUGGCAAACGAAGUGCGUGAGAAACUUGCACAAGAUUUUUCGUCAUUUUUUACCAAUGAGCAUCCUUUACUUUGUGAUGCCAGCAAAAAGAAACCGAGCGAGCAAUUGUGCGAUUUGAUGGUUUGUCCAACAGCUAUGGAUGUUGCGCCAACGGUAGAGGAGUACUUGAGUCAGGAUAAAGAGAGUAUACUCAACGGGUACGUCAACGAUGUUUUCACAGUUCCUGCAUCGCUUGUUGGUAUACCAACCAUAUCAAUGCCGUUCGAUGGAGUUGGUAUUCAACUUAUGGGACAAUUUGGAGAUGAUGCACUGGUGCUUCAGGCUGCCAAAUUAUUAGAACAAAAUUGA
This is a messenger RNA of Lodderomyces elongisporus, 1494 nucleotides long. RefSeq names its product glutamyl-tRNA(Gln) amidotransferase subunit (gene HER2). Gene Ontology annotation, molecular function: glutaminyl-tRNA synthase (glutamine-hydrolyzing) activity. The coding region runs from base 1 to 1494 and encodes 497 amino acids. The record is from RefSeq and is a predicted model, not a curated record. Gene Ontology annotation, biological process: mitochondrial translation; glutaminyl-tRNAGln biosynthesis via transamidation. Gene Ontology annotation, cellular component: mitochondrion; glutamyl-tRNA(Gln) amidotransferase complex. The transcript has a single exon. Lineage: Eukaryota; Fungi; Ascomycota; Pichiomycetes; Serinales; Debaryomycetaceae.